AUGGAUCAGCUCAAGAUGCGACGACUCGGCUACGGAGUCCAGCCGUGUCGUCGCGCUCGGCUCGUGUCCGCACUGCAUGCACCCUCCCCAUGCGGGCGGCCCCAGCGUUUCCGCGCCCGGACCGGCGCAAAAGAUAGUCCGUCAUGUUCUCGCCAGCAGAAGCGGCCGAGGACUGCUUUCUCGGGGAGCUACCCCGGCCUCUGCAGAAGCUUUAGUUUCGAGGACAAGCUCCUCGUCCCGUCGAGCGGGGACAGCUCGGACGAGUCGGAAUCCGACGAGGCCAGCGACGAGCUCCGCGAGCUCGCGCUGGAGCAGCUGUCCAUCAUGGGCGACCUCCUCGCGCCGGCGGCGUCCAGCAGCGCGGCGGGGGGCACGGCCACGCCUGCUCUGCCCCCGCCCCUGCGCACCACGCUCUACACGCGCAAGCCCUCGAGCUACAUCUCCCGCCAGCUCGUCAUGGUGCGUCUCUGCUCCUGGGAGUCCCGCGACGACCCGCCCACUGACGGCGGCGGCGCCUCCACGGCCCCAGCCCCGCCGCGCACCUCCAGCACGGUCCAGUGGCCGCCGCUGGGCAUCCCGGGCUCCCCGGGCAUCGAGACCGCGCCGGACGACGAGGACGACGUCGUCGUGCUCAGCGGCGAGGAGGACAGCCUCGUUGCGCAGCAGUGGAUCGACCUGCCCGACGCCGGGUCCGUCGUCGUGCCGCUGUCGCGCGGGGGGUUCCUCGUCGGCAUGCUCGUCGUCGACCGCGGCGUGCCGGGCUCGUACGGCGCGGCGGCCUGGGGCGGCGCGGCGCGCGGACAGGACUGGGCCGGCGCCGACCGCCCGCUCCUGGGGUCCGGGGACGGCGUCGGCGACGUCGUGGACGACGGCGUGGGCGCGCGGGGCGGCGUGAGCGUCGUCGAGGCCUCGGCGGGGUCCCCCGCGCCGCUGUGCGACGAGGACAAGGCCCAGGUGCUGCGCGUGGCCCAGGUGCUGGCGCUGGCGUGCGCGCUGGACCAACGGGCGCUGCUGGCGCGCGUGCAGUCGAUGCACCGCCGCAAGGCGCUGCGGCGCAUGAUCGACGAGACGCGCGGCCCCCUCAGCGCGAUCCGGACCCUCGGGACGAUGCUGUUGCCGCGCAUGCGGGAUGAGGCGGCUGGGCGCGACCUGGCGACGGGGAUGGUGACGCAGGGCAUGCACUUGCAGGAGCUCGUGCGGAACCUGCAGUCCGCGCUCUACGGCACGCCGACGGUCCCGCAGUUCGUCGAGAGCCCCGACACAGUGACGUCGGCCAGCGGGCUGCUCCCCGCCGGCAGCAGCCGGGUGGCGUCGGCGGCGGCGGCGGCCGCCGCGACCGCGAUGGCCGCGACGGGCGACGCGAGCGUGAGCAGCGCCGCGGCGGCGGGCGCGGCGGCGGCGGCAGCAGCUGCCAAUGCCGCCUCGGGGAGCAAUCAGCCUGUGGAGUCCGGGCCGCCCCCGCGGUCGCUCUUGCCGCCGCCGAGGCGCGAGAGCACGGAGCCGCCGCAGCCAGCGAAGCGGCGGACGUGGGAGUGCGACGUGCGGCAGGUUCUGGCGCAGCUCCUGGGCACCGCGCUGCGCGCGGCGAGCGCCAUGGGCGUGAUGAUGGACAUCGGCGACGACCUCUUCCUGUCCUCGCCGCCGACGAGCUCUCCGUCACGGCCGCAGCCUCCGAAGCCGGCGCGGCCUGCGCCGGACGCGGAGGGGGAGUCGUCGGGCUUGGGGGCAGGUGUGCCGACACUCUCGCGCCCGGUCUCGCCGUUGAUAGCCGGCGUGGAGGCGGGGGCGCUGCGACGGGCGCUCGGACACGUGCUGGACUCGGCGCUGCAGCGGAGUCCGCGCGGCGGCGUGGUGCGCGUGCGGGCGGCGCGGGUGCGCGACGGCCGCGUCUGCGUCUCCGUCCGCGACGACGGAGGGCCGCUGACGGAGAACGUGACGAGCGGGGUGACGGCGGACGGAAUCACGCCGAGCUGGGGCCCCGAGGGGGCUGCGUCGCUGCAGGACGCGCUCGAGCGCAUGCAGUCCGGGCUGCCUGCGGGCACGGGAGCAAUGGGGCUGCGUCUCGCGUCGCUGGUGCUUCGGAGCAUGGGCGGGGCGCUGGAGGUGGCGAGCGCGGAGAACGCGGGCACGGAGGUCCGCGUGCUGCUGCCGCAAGCGCAGGAGGGCGCGGCGGGGUGA
This is a messenger RNA of Pedinophyceae sp. YPF-701, 2178 nucleotides long. The record is from the annotation of a GenBank genome assembly. NCBI's taxonomy places the organism in Eukaryota, Viridiplantae, Chlorophyta, Pedinophyceae.